Perognathus longimembris pacificus (Pacific pocket mouse) is the source of this 2324-nucleotide messenger RNA. It is a transcript of the gene Rab3il1, whose product is annotated as RAB3A interacting protein like 1. The transcript is spliced from 11 exons. The record is from RefSeq and is a predicted model, not a curated record. Gene Ontology annotation, cellular component: Golgi to plasma membrane transport vesicle. Gene Ontology annotation, biological process: exocytosis. Gene Ontology annotation, molecular function: guanyl-nucleotide exchange factor activity. The coding region runs from base 120 to 1412 and encodes 430 amino acids. Lineage: Eukaryota; Metazoa; Chordata; Mammalia; Rodentia; Heteromyidae.
CUGACCGCCCGACCGGCUGCGGGCUGGACCGGCGGCGGGACGGCCGCGGGCCCGGGGCGGAGUUGGCUGAGAUCUGGGACGCAGCGCGGGGAAGCGGCCGGGCGCCCCGCGGCGCCGGGAUGUGGAGUGGCUCACCCCAACCAGAAGAGGGGCUCCUGCCACCCCUCACGGCUGUCCCGGGUUCCUGGAAGAGCGUGGGGGCCCACCGGGAACCCCCAGGAGCCCUGGGGGAGACCUCUGCAGGGGAGAAGGCCCAAGGCGAGGAGGGUCCCACAGCCGCCCAGCUGGACGUGUCGCGCCUGCGCAGCAGCUCCAUGGAGAUCCGAGAGAAGGGCUCAGAGUUCCUGAAGGAGGAGCUGCACAAAGCCCAGAAGGAGCUGAAGCUGAAGGACGAGGAAUGUGAACGACUGUACAAGGUGCGUGAACAGCUGGAGCGGGAGCUGGAGGAGCUGACUGCCAGCCUGUUCGAGGAAGCCCACAAGAUGGUUCGGGAGGCCAACAUGAAGCAGGCUACAUCAGAGAAGCAGCUCAAGGAGGCGUGGGGCAAGAUCGACAUGCUGCAGGCAGAGGUGACCGCCUUGAAGACGCUGGUCAUCACGUCCACGCCAGCCUCUCCCAACCGGGAGCUUCACCCCCAGCUGCUGAGCCCCACCAAGACCGGGCCCCGAAAGGGUCACGCACGUCAUAAGAGCACCAGCAACGCCCUCUGCCCCGUCGUGUGCCCCGCUGCGGGCCGCGCCCUCACCCCAGACAAGGAGGGCAAAGAGCCUGGGCUGCCUCCUCUACUCUCCCUACUCCUCUGUGUGACCCCCAGCAAGGCUGUCCACCUCACCUACGAGCCGGCCUGGCAGCUCCUGCCUGGGGAGCCGGCCACGGCCCCUACUUCUGCUACCUCUUCCUCCUUUUUCCGACAGGUGGACACAACCCUAUUUGCAGAGUUCCAGGCCUGGAGGGCAUCGCCCACCCUCGACAAGACCUGCCCCUUCCUGGAAAGAGUCUACCGAGAGGAUGUGGGGCCCUGCCUGGACUUCACCAUGCAGGAGCUCUCUGCCCUGGUCCGGGCCGCCGUGGAGGACAAUACACUGACUAUCGAGCCCGUUGCUUCACAGACACUGCCUACAGUGAAGGUGGCCCCUAUUGAGUGUGGCAGCUCCAGCAGCAACACGUGUGCCCUGAGCGGGCUGGCUCGCACCUGCCGCCAUCGCAUCCGGCUGGGGGACUCUGAGGGCCACUACUACAUCUCACCCUCUUCCCGGGCUAGGAUCACCGCAGUGUGCAACUUCUUCACCUAUAUCCGCUACAUUCAGCAAGGCCUGGUGCGGCAGGACGCGGAACCCAUGUUCUGGGAGAUCAUGAGGCUGAGGAAGGAAAUGUCACUGGCCAAGCUGGGCUUCUUCCCCCAGGAGGCCUAGGGUGUGUGGCCUGGAGCGGGACUCUGAGCCGGAGCAAGCGAGCCGCCUCGUGACACAUAGGAUGACAGGGUCCCGAAAAACAGCCCUGAGCCAGAAGCUGGAAAGUACAAACAGCCAGGCUAUGAAGGCACCACUGAGCCAGGACAGACAGAGGGACAAGCUGGCCUGGACCGCAUGAGAUGACCCUUCUGUCUUCACCGAACAACCACCAGGAGAAUUUCCAGAGAGCACCAAAGACCGAGGAGCCCUGAGCCAUAUUUAGGGGGUCCGGGAGAGGACACCUGGAGACACCUGCCCCCAACCCCCAUCCCGGGAGCUGCUACCCAUAGGUGCCUUGUUACUGCCACGGAUUCAGAGAGGGACUGGUGGUGCUAUCAGGGUAGCCACCAUCCCCGUCCCCAGGCCCUGGGCCACCAGCGCCCCCUGGUGGCCACCCCACAGCCUGCUUCCCCCGUGGGCUUGGGUGUCGGGCUGUCCCCAGGGGCCUUGUUACUCUGAGGGCCUCUUAACAGCUGUCUCCUCCAACCCGCACAAGUGCUGCCAUCCUCCCAGUGCAUACAGCCUGCCCCGUCCCCCUGACCUCCCACUUCAUUCCUGGCCGCAAGAGCUCCUGUCCCCAGAACAGCCGGUGGACUGGGGCCCUUUUCCUUCCAGAGUGUGACACAGAGGGGACCUCGGGACGUAUUUGCAGCCGUAGUGGGGAGGGGGCCUUUCAGAUCCCAGUGGCCCUGUAUGUGGGACCGGGAGAGGGAGGUGGGCAGGCCCCAGGCCCCAACCCACCUGUCACAGCCCACUCAGAACAGACCGGGGUUAGGGGCUCUAACCUGGACAUGUCCCUCACCAUGCCCCUGUUUCCUCCUUUGAACGGAAUGUAACACAAUCUCUAUUUAAUAAAGGAAGGCUUUGUUGGUA